Hippocampus zosterae (dwarf seahorse) is the source of this 1924-nucleotide messenger RNA. Its product is annotated as keratinocyte-associated protein 3. The record is from RefSeq and is a predicted model, not a curated record. The transcript has 6 exons. Bases 147 to 809 code for a protein of 220 amino acids. Lineage: Eukaryota; Metazoa; Chordata; Actinopteri; Syngnathiformes; Syngnathidae.
GUACGCGUCAGGUGGGUUUUGUGACGUCAUACAGGAAGUGGACAGUGCAAACUGGGAAGCUGUUGUAAAAAGUCGUUCGUAAACUCAGGACAUCCUUACGAUAUCUAUAUCAUAUUCAAAAGAAGCCACCUUCUCCAGAAGAAGAAAUGUGUACUUUUGAUAAGGAAAAGGGGCCAAGGAGAUUGAUGCGAAAAGGUUUAGCACUCAUCUUGGUGGGUCAUAUUAACUUCAUCCUUGGUGCGAUAGUCCACGGCAGUGUCCUGCGACACAUUUCUAAACCAAGCCAAGAAAUCACCACAGAAUACACAGCAGUUAACAUAAUUUCUGUCACCUCAGGUCUACUGAGCAUUGCAACUGGGAUCAUCGCCAUUGUGGUGUCGAGGAACCUUCGUCUGUUUAAAUUGCACGUUGGACUUCUGCUAGCCUCGUUCCUGAAUGCCCUGCUGUCAGCAGCGUGCUGCGUCGGCCUCCUCAUGGCCAUCGGUGUGACAGUCUCUCACAAUGGUCAGGGCCUGAUGCGAGGGUGUAACGACACAGUGGUGCCUGCCAACGCUCGCUCUCCCGUCAGCGCACAAUGUCCGUUCGACACCACACGCAUUUAUGACACCACUCUGGCGAUAUGGUUCCCCAGUGCUGUGUUGGCAGGAGCAGAGUGUGGCCUGUCUGUGUGGUGUUUCAUCGUAGGACUGACUCUCAGGGGCCUGCUGGCCUGUGGAAAGACCUACUACAAAGAACAGUUGGAGGAAGGGGUGGAGAGCUCGCCGCACAGCGCACGCUUGAUUGGCCAGAAUGUCAACCCUGAUGCAUGAGAGAAGAAAAGGGCUGGAAGUACGACACUCCAUUCUUUCAUGUCCUUAAAUCUUGAAGUACUUACAGAGUUUUUAGUUGAGCGGCCUGAUUCAUUUCGUUCAACCUGACUAAGAGUAAAUGCAUUCAAAGUCUUUGAUCCACAGUGUUGAUGGAGUCACAGUCAGACCACUUUUGAGUGUGCAGCACGUUUGCUUUGAUUUGUCAGUAUCAUUUUUGUGCUAAAAGGCCUGUUCAGUAUGAAGGAAAGUAUCCAGCCCUCCAUCCAUCCAUUUUCCGAGCUGCUUAUCCUAUUGUACCUUUUUAUUCAUGUUUAAAUAUUUUUUUAUUAGCCUUGUUAGAAUUUAGACAUUUAGCUAUGUAUGUUUAGACCAUUUGUUUGGUGUAUUUUUGGUGGACAUUUUGAAACACUCCUUAAAUAUAAUGCCAUUGAGGAUUGUAUACCUCAUUUAUGACAAUAUUUUCUUCCCAAUAAUAUGUUCUAUGAACCUCCACUAGUUUAAACAUGGCAUUCUGAUUAAUAUUGCAUUUGUGGAAUAUGAAUUAAGCAGGAAAAUCAACCCGUUUUUAGCCAUCUUAGGAUUUUGCAUUGGUGGAAAAUUACCUCACAGGUAACAGCCAAUUAUGGCUCAGCGUCUGGAAACGGGUGAGCUGUGAUUGGUCGUUACCUGAACCCUGAACAACCGAGAUGUCAUUUCAAUUGACAGCAAGUGGCAAAAUGGCUGGCCCGCUGAGAUGGACAAAAACGGGCGAAUGUUACUGCUUAACCCGUAUCCUCAACCCCAAUAUUAAUCAGAAUGCUAUAUUUAGACUAGUUGGGUUCCAUGGAACAUAUUAUUGCAAAGACAAUUUUAGAGUUGACGUCCCCUUGAAAAUAGCUUGGACUCAUUAAGAUGCAGUGAUUGGAAAUACAUACGUCAUUUGGAAGUUUGGUUCAAGAGAAACUCAUGUUAUUGUUCAAUAUGUAACCUCAGGGGUGUUGACCACAAAAUUGUUAGGUCUGUUUAAAAGCAAAGCGGAAAAAAAUACACUGAAAGACAGAGCGAAGGUUGCUGUUUAUAUAUAUUGGAGCUCUGACAUUUGAAUGGGCAAAUACAAGUAAACCGAUUUAUCUUUA